This is a messenger RNA of Bradysia coprophila, 690 nucleotides long. RefSeq lists its product as uncharacterized. NCBI's taxonomy places the organism in Eukaryota, Metazoa, Arthropoda, Insecta, Diptera, Sciaridae. The record is from RefSeq and is a predicted model, not a curated record.
UGUCAAUUUCACAUUAGUGUUUCACUACAAAUCGUUGGAUUAAAAUCAUCGCUCAAGUCGUCGAAGAAUAAUUUUUCUUUUUGAGAAAACUUUUUUGUUUGUUGUUCAACCGAACAUUCUGAACUUUCUGAUAAUUUUUGGAAAUUGUUUCUUUCUGUUUUUUGUUUGAUAAAUGUUAAUUUUGUGUCAAUGCUAUUCUCUGUAAAUGUGAAUUUUAGAUUAAAGAAAAAUCUUUCUUCUCAAAAAGGUUCUCGUACGGGUAAUUCCGGUAACCAUUUAGAAUUACAAGUGCUAACGCUCAUCCAAUACGUGCCGUGAUCGCAUAAAACUACACCAGCCCAAACAAAACUCUACACAGCGAAAUCCUUUUUUUUAUUAUCACGAAAAUAUAUAAAAAACUCAUCCAUCAAAAUGGUUCAAGGAGAACGAUAUGGGCCAGCUACCUGCUCGCGAAUUGAAAAGGACCAAGAGUCGAAGCGUACUGGUUUUGCCAAUUAUCAAAAGAAGUGUCAGACCGAACAGAAGCCACAAUAUACAUCUAAAGUUAGCACCAAUGUCCAGAAAGCUAAAGUUGAUGUAUGGGGCCCAAAGCUACGUAACGUGGAUCACUUCAAAAGUAUGCAUCAGUGUUAGUGCAGUUUAACACUUGCUACUGCUUCGAGGGGUAGCCAUUUUGUUCCCUUUUUCUUU